ACUAGAACUAGAACUAGAACGUGUCCUUAAUAAUAUUGAUGGUUAUAAGGAGGAAACAGUAAUGGUGCAUGCUUUGCAUUCAUAAGUACAUGGGUCACUAUGGUCGCGCCACUCCGCUAUGGAACACGCUGUUGCAAGUGAGACCACACUGCACCAAUGCAUGCGCCAUCGCACGCUACGCUCGCAGCGGCCAACUCGACCACGCACGGAAGGUGUUCGACGAAAUGCCUCUCCCUCACAGAACCAUCUCUUCGUGGAACUCCAUGGUCGCCGCGUACUUCCAAGCCCGCCAACCGCACGAGGCCCUCCACCUGUUCGAGAAAAUGCCCCACAGAAACACAGUCUCGUGGAACGGCCUCAUCUCCGGCCACAUCAAGAACGGAAUGCUGCGCGAAGCGCGCAGGGUGUUCGACGCAAUGCCCGACCGCAACGUCGUCUCCUGGACCUCCAUGGUGCGCGGCUACGUGCGCGGCGGCGACGUCGCCGAAGCGGAGCGCCUAUUCUGGCAGAUGCCACACAAGAACGUGGUGUCGUGGACCGUCAUGCUUGGUGGGUUGCUGCAGGAGGCUCGCAUUGAAGACGCCCGCAGGCUGUUUGAUAUGAUGCCUGAGAAGGAUGUGGUGGCGGUUACCAGCAUGAUUGGAGGGUAUUGUGAGGAGGGUCGAUUGGAUGAGGCGCGUGCGCUGUUCGAUGAAAUGCCGAAGAGGAAUGUGAUUACUUGGACCGCUAUGGUUUCCGGGUAUGCGAGGAAUGGGAGGGUGGAUGUUGCCAGGAAGCUUUUUGAAGUGAUGCCGGAGAGGAAUGAGGUGUCCUGGACGGCUAUGCUUAUGGGGUAUACUCAUAGUGGGAGGAUGAGAGAGGCUUCGGAGCUUUUUGAGGCGAUGCCGGUGAAGGCGGUUGUUGCUUGCAAUGAGAUGAUCAUGGGGUUUGGGCUUGAUGGGGAUGUGGAUAGAGCAAGGCAUGUGUUUGAGGGAAUGAAGGAGAGGGAUGAUGGAACUUGGAGUGCCAUGAUUAAGGUGUACGAGAGGAAAGGGUGUGAGUUGGAAGCGUUGGGUUUGUUUGGGAGAAUGCAGAGAGAAGGGGUUGCGCUGAAUUUCCCUUCGUUGAUUAGUGUUCUCUCUGUGUGUGCCAGCCUGGCGAGUCUUGACCAUGGCAGGCAGGUCCAUGCUCAGUUGGUGAGAUGCGAAUUUGAUCAGGAUUUAUAUGUUUCCUCGGUCUUGAUUACGAUGUAUAUUAAGUGUGGUGAUCUUGUGAAAGCAAAACGGGUUUUUGACAGGUUUCCUUUGAAGGAUGUUGUUAUGUGGAACUCUAUGAUCACGGGUUAUUCUCAGCAUGGGUUGGGAGAGGAAGCUUUGGAUAUUUUCCAUGACAUGUGCUCCUAUGGAGUUCAACCAGAUGAUGUUACCUUCAUUGGAGUUCUUUCAGCUUGUAGCUAUAGUGGCAAGGUGAAAGAAGGGCUAGAAUUGUUUGAAUCAAUGAAAUGCAAAUAUCGAGUGGAACCUGGAAUUGAACACUAUGCUUGCCUGGUUGAUUUGCUAGGUCGAGCUGGGCAGGUGAAUGAUGCAAUGAAACUAGUAGAAGAGAUGCCUAUGGAACCUGAUGCUAUUGUUUGGGGUGCAUUGUUAGGAGCAUGCAGAACCCAUAUGAAGCUAGAUUUGGCUGAAGUUGCAGUUAAGAAACUUGCCCACCUAGAACCCAAAAAUGCUGGACCUUAUGUCUUGCUCUCAAAUAUGUAUGCAUCUAGAGGAAGAUGGGGGGAUGUUGAAGUCCUUAGGAAAAAAAUAAAAGCUAGAAGUGUUAUCAAAUUGCCUGGCUGUAGUUGGAUUGAGGUGGAGAAAAAGGUACAUAUGUUCACUGGGGGCGACAGCAAGGGCCACCCUGAGCAGCCUAUUAUCAUGAAAAUGUUGGAGAAGAUAGGGGGAUUGUUAAGGGAAGCUGGGUACUGUCCUGAUGGUAGCUUUGUUCUUCAUGACGUGGAUGAGGAAGAGAAGACACAUAGCUUGGGUUAUCAUAGCGAAAAGGUAGCCAUAGCAUAUGGACUCCUAAAAGUGCCUGAAGGUAUGCCAAUUAGAGUUAUGAAAAAUUUGCGGGUUUGUGGUGAUUGCCAUUCUGCGAUUAAAUUGAUUGCAAAAGUCACUGGAAGGGAGAUCAUUUUGAGGGAUGCUAAUAGAUUUCAUCAUUUUAAGGAUGGUUACUGUUCAUGCAAGGACUAUUGGUGAUUCCUUGAAACACGUAUGGCAUAAGAUUUGAAAAAGCUGUUGGAAUAGAGGGUUGCUCUGUCCCUGAGCAUGAUGGGCUUAGAUACUGUGUACUUUGGUGGGCCGUAUUUUACAGUCAAACAGAAGCUCAUUAGUACAAAUUGCAAUUGUAAUAUACACUACCGAGUAAUUUUGUACAUUCUGCUCAUCUGCUGACAGCAUCAUUUGGGAUUAUCAUUAAAGAAAGAGAUCUAAUGCUUAUACCGUUUGCAGCCUCAAAAGUUUGUAUUCAAAAUUUAAAAUAGAUGGAAUUAAAGCAUGUGCUUUCAAAGAAUUGGCACUUGAUUGAUGCCAAUUGCUGACAAUUUUAGUGGCUCAACUGAAGCAGUCCAAGGCGGAUAUGAGAAUGUUUUAAACUGGUGUUGGUAUGGAUAUGCUCUGACCCAUAUACCACUAUAACUGGAGUUGUGUUUCUGGAACUUUUGAUGAGGAUGCAACCUAUAUCACAUUGUAAGAACAUUAAUUGCAAGAAAAUUGGAAGAGGCAGUUGACGCUUGAGGAUAUAAGAUUGGAAUCUAAGAUGAUGUUACAACAGAAAUUUGCAUAACCUUGUGAUGUGCUUAAACUGAAAUUUGCCUCAACUCGGAAAGAAUUCAAACAACAAUCUCCCGAACCCAGCAUAUGCUCCUGCUGUAUGAUUUAAUUGGGACAUAUAGAUGAUAAUUCAUAAAGAAUUUAGGGCAAAAUUCUUAUCAAUCUGGCAUCAUAUUCUCCAUUAUAGACAAAAGUAUGGGUUCCUACUGUCCGAUUUCAUUGAGAGGUUCUUAUUUCUUAACAUUGGCACUCAUUUGUUGCUAUGAAAACACACACAGACCCAUCAAAGAUGAGCUAGAAAAAAAUAUUGCGAUGCUGCCGGGAACAGUUUUCUUUCUGCGAUGUUACUUCUUAUUAUAAUAGCCAAGUGGCAUCAUCAGCAUUCUACAUGAUAUGAGAGGACGAGUAACUCUCUUCACCAGUCUCAGAAAGUGGUCCUGUCUGGGGUCAUUACAUUCAUUAUACCUUGUUGAUCCAAUUACGAUAACUGUAUAUCAGCUUGUUUGAUGGAGUCAACCCCUUGCCUUCCUAGGCAUGAUUCCAUCAUUGUUAAGCAUGGUCUAUUCUGUUUUUUACUCAACCCGAAAACACCCAUAUCCUUUGCACUUUGAGUUUGAGCUGAGCUGUUUUUGGUUGUUGAAUGUAGACUAUUGACCGUGCUAUAAUUAUUGUGGGUGGUGGAAUAUGAUUUUUUUGUGUAAUCUUUAAAAGUGUUUGUAGUUCAACUUAUUGAUUUUAUAAAUAAAUAAAAGGUUUGACUA
Messenger RNA from Cajanus cajan (pigeon pea), 3553 nucleotides. Its product is annotated as pentatricopeptide repeat-containing protein At1g56690, mitochondrial. The record is from RefSeq and is a predicted model, not a curated record. Gene Ontology annotation, biological process: RNA modification. Gene Ontology annotation, molecular function: protein binding; RNA binding; zinc ion binding. Lineage: Eukaryota; Viridiplantae; Streptophyta; Magnoliopsida; Fabales; Fabaceae.